CCAUGGCGGCGCGGCUGCUGCCGCUGCUGCUGCUGCCGCUGGGCUGGGUCUGGCCCGGCGCCUGCACCGACCCUCCGGGUGGCGGCUGGGUGGCGGGCACGGUGCCGGAGGAGCCACGCUGCACCGUGGAGCGAGCUGAUGCCUCCCUCACCUAUUCCCUCUUCCUGCAGCGGUUCGCCUUCUCCCGGCCGGUGAUCCUCGGUGGGGUCACGGACAAUUCGGCGUUCCGAGCCCUCUGCACCCGGGAGAAGCUGCUGGCGGCCUUCGGGCCCUUCCCGGUGCGGCUCAGCACGGCCAACACCUACUCGUACCGGAAAGUGGAUGUGCCGUUCCAGGAGUACGUGGAGCACCUGCUGAAGCCGCAGGACCCGGCCCGGCUGGGCAGCGACACCCUGUACUUCUUCGGGGACAACAACUUCACCGAGUGGGGGCCCCUGUUCCAGCACUACGUGCCCCCUCCCUUCCGCAUCCCGGGCACCAGCCCCGCCUACAGUUUUGGGAUCGCAGGCUCAGGCUCUGGCGUUCCCUUCCACUGGCACGGCCCCGGUUUCUCCGAGGUGAUUUUCGGCAGGAAGCGCUGGUUUCUGUACCCGCCGGAUCAAACCCCGCACUUCCACCCCAACGAGACCACGCUGGCCUGGCUGCAGCACACCUACCCCACACUGCCCCCGGCCCAGCGCCCGCUGGAGUGCACCCUGCGCCCCGGGGAGGUGCUGUACUUCCCUGACCGCUGGUGGCAUGCCACACUCAAUCUGGACACCAGUGUCUUCAUCUCCACCUUCCUGGGCUAGGGCUGGCAGGGACAAGGACACGUCACCAGCAUGGCAGCCAGGCCAGGAGCUCCAGCUCCUGCCACCCUCAGGGACAGGCCACUGGUACUGGGACCAACUGCCUGGGAAAAUUGUGGUUUUUACUGAUCUUUGCCCUCCCCUUCGGAUUAAAGUUGUUCUACUGAAA
Molecule: messenger RNA, 957 nt
Organism: Melospiza melodia melodia
Lineage: Eukaryota; Metazoa; Chordata; Aves; Passeriformes; Passerellidae
Gene: JMJD8
Product: jumonji domain containing 8
Exons: 9
Coding region: 3-791 (262 amino acids)
Cellular component (GO): cytoplasm
Source: RefSeq, a predicted model, not a curated record